Molecule: messenger RNA, 3142 nt
Organism: Scylla paramamosain (green mud crab)
Lineage: Eukaryota; Metazoa; Arthropoda; Malacostraca; Decapoda; Portunidae
Exons: 4
Coding region: 1440-2468 (342 amino acids)
Source: RefSeq, a predicted model, not a curated record
CCGGGCCGCCGCGCCAAGCAGACAGUGGGUGCGACAGACGGGUGUGAGGUGUAUUGCUGGCUGGCGUUUUACGUAAGAAGUCCUCGCCUCUACUUACAUCUCUCACUCUACAUCAGGUUAGGCGCGUCUAGCAGAGUGGGACGGAGAGGAAAAGUUUCACACGAGGAUGGACAUUGAAGAUCAUGGCUGACGGACGGACUGCAAAAACCACACACACUCCCACACUCCCACACACACACGUUCUUACAUAACUCACAUCUGACGGGCGCUCUCCACUGCUGCUUCAGUUCAAACGAGACAGCGAGGCCCGGAGCGUGGUCAGACAACACUAGUCCGCUCUUCAUCAGCUGAGAAACACUAUGGAAACACGGGGAAAGAGGUUGGCAAUACAGGGAGAAAGUGUGGCAGCAAGCGCGAGGGAGGAAGAGGACCGUUGGUGUUGCGAGGACCGCCGCCCGCUGAAUGCUUACUAGAUUUUUUUUUCUCUCUCUCCGUUUCUUUUUAUUUGACUGCAGUGUCGCACGCCGAGCAAACAAGACAGGAAUAUAAACUACGAUCAUAUGCAAUUUUUUGAUGUGUGUUUAGUGUUUGUGUGCGUUGUGUCCGUUGGCUUUUGACUUUGCCUGCGAUGGUGAGAGCAGCGUUGUGAACUAAAAAAGUGGCCUUCUACAUCUAUAUUUGCCUCUCUCUUCCUACUGUCCGUUCUGCAAACCAGAUCUCCGCGUCACUCUUACACUGCUUACAUUCGAGACACAGAAUGAUACGAGCAACAGGUGCACAGUUGACAUUAGAGUGAAAGAGUUGAAAGGAAUACCGAAAGCUGCCGCGAAAGAACGUGUGGAAAAAAGAUGAACUUGGAAAAACAGUGAAUGGCGUGUUCACCAGUGCUCCAUGAAGUGUGGACGUGAAAAGUUUUGUCAGACUGAGAGGAAAAACAACAUUAUUUCUUAAGUGUGUUGGUGUAUAAUUAGUAGACGUGUAGCAUCAGACUUUUAAGUUUUUCGAGCGGCUGACUAAACGCUCCGUGGCACAUCAUUGACUUACAAGUUUGGUGUUGUGAUAAUAGUAGUGUAUCUUGACAUAUCGCCAUUUUGUUCCUUCUCCGGUGGCCUAAGAAUCUUACAUAUCACUGUAAAUAGUCAAUCUUUCCCACCUGCAGACUGUUGACUUCACUUUUACGUGUCUUCUGGUAGGUAGAGGGUAGACGCACACAACGUUGGUUACUUUAAGUUUGUUGAUUUCUCGUCUUGAUGUUGUGGUGACGCACGUUAUUUGGUUCCUAAGAAGAAGUUAAGAAUAGCACAUGUGUAUUUAACCUAUAAGCAAAGCAGCAACUUCAUAUGCAAGGACCUAAACACAGUAAGAUAAGGUACGCGCCCGCGAUGUUGAGGCGGCAGACACCUCACCCGCGCACCGUACACAUUGCUAAGACUUGAGAGAUGGCGUGCAGACUCAUCUCGAACGGGCCUCUUGCGUCUCUUCUCGUCGUUCUCGCUGUGUCGUGGACUCUGGCAGCCGUGGCCAUGGCGGUGAGGGAAGCUGGAAUGCCGCCACGAAUCCACAACACGACGGCAACGAAGAAUCACAGUGCUGAAGGCGGAGGUGGACAGCGGAUAAGGGGCGAGGAGAAUGGCCAUGGCGUCUUUCUGAAUAAAUUUAGCAUCAGUCACACGCCUCCAGGCCACCUACACACCUCUGCUCCUCGCCCCUCGCACGCUAAUAGCAUGGACAACUACAUAGAAAAAUACGUAAAAUCCUCAGAUACAACGUCAAACACACUGGGUCCCAGCGCGAGGCCCAUCCGCACACCUGGCAGCAGCGUGAAGCCUGUGAGUAGCAGCAGUGCCACGCCGCCGUCGCCUUGCCAAGCUGAUGACAGCACAAGCAGUACUCAGGCUCAUGUGGGUGGACCGAGGAGGCAGGUAGUGGCUCCUGCUGAUCUGAUUUUGACACCCUCCCUAAGGCUCCUGCUGCAGCAGCAAACUUCCUCCACCUCUCUUCCUGUCCCAGAGGCCGCAGAGGAACUGUCAUCGGGAUCGAACACAGUGGAGGUCCGUGGAGAGGAGGAGGGUGAGGGAAAGGACUUACUACCACUGGACAAACACACCAAAUUUUGCCAGCAAGUUGAAGACCUCUUGCUCUCGCUCACUCGUGGCGGCUCUGCCAACUCAACGCGACCACACGAAAACUUGCAAACCGCUCCGGGACAACUUUUGCAAAGUUUUUCGGUAAAGAUCAGGCAGAAACCCAACAAGACUUCAAGGAGCGCCGCCACCCUCCGCGGCUCCUCCCCACCUGCUCAGCUACUGGUGCAGCACAUGGACGGAUCCCCCGUGCAGGGCCCGCUGGUGCCGACGCUUCCAUAUAAAGGCCUUCCCGUCCCUGCUGCGUCGCCUUCGAAGAGUGGCGUGAGAAAGUGGAUGCAGCUCUGCCUUUUAGUGACCCGGUGUAUGAAGGGAUGCCUUUGAUGCGAGACCGGUUGACUGACUGACUGGCUGAAUGGCUGGCUGGCUAGUUGGCCGGCUGGGUGGGUGGUUGGCUAGUUUGCUGACGAGCUGGCUGCCUUUCGUACUCUUGGUUAACUAGCUGAGUGGUUUUGUUGGCUGGAUGAAUGGGGAUUUGUUUACUGACUGACUAAAUGAAUGGCUGGCUAGUUUACUGAAUGACUGACUUAGUGAAUGAGUAAAUGGGAUCUCUUGUAGUAGCAGUAGUAGUAGUAGAAGUAGUAGUAGUAGCGGUAUCAGGUGGAUAAGUGCGUGACCCUUCCUAUUACCAGCGAGGAGGAAGACAGCUGUUGGUGGAGGCGGUGGCUGGUGUGACGCUCGGUGACGCUGGCCCGCUGGUAUUGAGUUAUUGCUGUCCCGCCUCUCAUUAAGCGACAGGUGUUUGCUAAUUUGCCUCGUCACUCUUGUUGCUGCCUGGCUUUGUGUGGCGAGAGGCGGCCGUGCGUAAAUCCUUCCCCGGAAAGUUAUCAGUGGCUGCGUUAUUGGUGAUAUUCCUGACAGCUUCCAACUGUUUACAUUAUGAUUUUAUGAGGGUUAUUCCGCCCUCACGUAUUACUGGUUUGUUUUGUGUCCAGGUGUUCAGUGUCUUCCCACCCAUGUGUAUAAUUUUUGCCACCCAAAUCAUCAUCUUUUCGUCA